Planococcus citri (citrus mealybug) is the source of this 1520-nucleotide messenger RNA. RefSeq lists its product as uncharacterized. Bases 669 to 1397 code for a protein of 242 amino acids. The record is from RefSeq and is a predicted model, not a curated record. NCBI's taxonomy places the organism in Eukaryota, Metazoa, Arthropoda, Insecta, Hemiptera, Pseudococcidae. The transcript is spliced from 3 exons.
GCUACCAGUACAGGUUUUGGGUCGCUCGAAAGCCAGCGAUAACAGGCCAACAGUAUAGAGGGCAACGUUAUAUGGUGCAUGUGUCAGUGAAAGAAAAAGUGUACUAAGAAUGAAUCCUAUUAGUUCUAGUGUUACAAAUUUUCAAUCAAUUUUAUAGUGAAAUUAUUAUACCUACAUAUACUACAUCGGAGAGUUUUUUACGUUUUUUUUUGUUUUCGGUGACGAGUAUUAGUGAAUGUGUUUCUACAAAAUAUUGUGAAUAACUCGAGUGGGAACUUCUCACAAAUACUACGACCCAGUGUGAAGAACGACGAAGAAUCUUCAUGAUAAACAUAGGUAUUUUAACCAAUGGGUGGAAAUUGCUCACGUUAUCAAUGCAUACCAGCACCUCGAGCCUAGUCAAGGUCGUCAUAAAAAGCACGCCGAGUUCAAAACGUAAUAACAAAUAAAGAACGUAAACCAACGCCUAACAUCAUUAUUGUUUCUCUAAUCAUUCCACGUAACGUGCACACAUACCACGUAUAUUAUUAUUAUUAUUAUACGUACGAAGUUUCGGUGCAGCACAUUCGACAGACGUAUACGGGCACUGUACACAUAAACACUUCACAUGGUGCGCGAAAGUUUUCGAUAAAAUGGGCAUAUUGUGGUGCUGAUAAUGCGUAUUAGUCAUGAGUUUGAUAAACCAGUUCGCCGUCAAUCUUCAAGAUACCGUUUCAUUUUAUCGAGGCCGACGUCAGUUUAAGGAUUUACUGAAAUACAUUCGCAAACAAGGUCCGACGCAAAGCCCUCAACAAACUACUCGCGAGCUGAACGCGUAUUUAGAUCAAAUCGUAGCCGAUGUCACCGAGCAACUCCGCGUCAAGAAACUAGAAACCAUACCUAUCAACCUAGUUCAAGACCAAUUCGUCAAAAAAUGGAUGGGCCUAACGUUAAAAGGCAACUACGUCGCCAAAAACGGACUAAUAUCGAAUUUAUCCACCGUCCAUCGUAAAGAGCAGUGCGUUUUGGCAGCUGUUAAAAACGAAAGUCGUAUAUUUAGUUUCACAUUGAGCUUGAAACAGGCCAAAAUCGAGUUCGAAAAAUACGAAUUGCAUUGCGGCCCGAUCAAUACGAAUGGCCGAAUAUCCAUCGAAGCCAGAGACAACGCUUUUAACGUUAAAAUAAAUAUACAUUUGAAAAAAAAUACUAAAGUAGAAAGCAUAGACGUGACACGAGCUGAGAUAACUAAAUGUGGUAAUUUCAAAGUUAGCGUUACCGGUUUCGGUAAUUUAGGUGGUAAUAGUAUAGCCAAGAUGAUCAUAAAAUCCAUUCUGAAUAAGCAUAAGAGUGAGAUGAAAGCUAUGUUUGAAAAAGACUUGAAAAUUUAUAUUAAGGAUACGAUUGAAAAAUUUUUAUAAAAUUUUCUACUUAUGUGAAUAUUUUUAUGUCUACUUUUUUUUUGCAUUAUCGAACGCGAUCUUUAUUCUAGUAUUUUUGUACAUUUAUUUCAUUUUAAAUAUACGUUGUAUUCGAUUUUCUUA